AUGGCCGAUCAGUUCAAAGCUCGCACGUUGAAACGUAAGAACGUCAAGGGCCUUGCCUUGAAUUCCGCGCCCAAGCCUGCGUCUAAACCCGCGGACGGUGAUGCUCAAGUUUCCGGCGCUGUCGGCAAUACCGACAACAACCGCACAGAUACUUUGGAGAUUGGACUGGAAUUCCGACUGGAUCUUCGUAGCGAAGACUUGGUCACUUUGAAGGAACUGGGAGCCGGAAAUGGAGGAACGGUUUCCAAAGUGAUGCACGCAUCUACAAAGGUCGUGAUGGCUAGGAAGAUAAUUCGCGUGGAUGCCAAGGAGAAUGUGAGAAAGCAGAUCCUGCGUGAGCUGCAGGUUGGACAUGACUGCAACUCCCCUCAUAUCGUGACCUUCUAUGGAGCGUUCCAGAACGAAGCGAGGGACAUUGUUCUGUGUAUGGAAUACAUGGACUGCGGUUCCCUCGAUCGCAUCUCCAAAGACUUUGGUCCUGUCCGGGUUGAUGUGUUGGGCAAGAUCACCGAGUCGAUCCUAGCGGGCUUGGUGUAUCUCUACGAGGCGCACCGGAUCAUGCAUCGUGACAUCAAGCCUUCCAACAUCCUGGUGAACUCGCGAGGUAAUAUCAAACUUUGCGAUUUUGGUGUCGCUACCGAGACAGUCAACUCGAUCGCCGACACUUUCGUCGGAACUUCUACGUACAUGGCACCGGAGCGAAUCCAAGGUGGCGCCUACACAGUGCGAUCGGACGUCUGGAGUGUCGGUCUGACCGUGAUGGAAUUGGCUGUGGGCCGUUUUCCCUUUGAUGCAUCUGAUGCGUCUGCGGGAGAUCGCGCCAGUGCCGGCCCAAUGGGCAUUCUUGACUUGCUGCAGCAAAUCGUGCAUGAGCCGGCUCCCAAGCUGCCGAAGAGUGACGCUUUCCCGCCCAUUCUACACGAGUUUGUUGCCAAGUGUUUACUCAAGAAACCCGAGGAGCGACCGACUCCUCGAGAGCUAUACGACAAAGAUGCUUUCCUGCAGGCCGCCAAACGUACACCGGUUGAUCUACAAGAAUGGGCCAUCAGCAUGAUGGAGCGGCACAACCGCAAAUCCUAUCUGGCUCCGCCAGCUCCCAAAUCACUGAAGGAGGAGACCGGGCACGCCGCCCCGCCUCCCAAACCCAGUGCGAGCAAGCCUGCUCGGACGCCAGGCUACACUCCUACGUCCGGGGAGAUUCCCCUCAACAUUGCCAACGACACGUCUGCUGCCCACUACCGUCAUUACAAUGGGUCCUCAAACCCGUCGCCGCACCUGGCCCGGUCGACGCGCUCGCCUCCUCCACCGAUAUCGCUGGAACACUUGUCGCUCGAGACCAAGGAGGAUGAAUACCGCUCCGGCCGCCGUCCGUCACGCAAUUAUCCGGGAGACCCAGUCUCUGCCAUUGAGCCGCCGACCCGACAGCACAUCAGUUCUCGCUCGGCCAGCUCGCACAACAAGUCGAGAAUGCCGCUCCAAACGGCGACGCUUCCCAUUCGUGCCGUGCCUCCCCCGAGCGGGCCACCUCCACCAGCGCCAGUAUCGGCGGGAGGCUCCUGGCGUCGCCAAAUGAACCAGUCCCGCGGUGAUAUGACGGGGGCUGCUUGA
Molecule: messenger RNA, 1608 nt
Organism: Aspergillus clavatus NRRL 1
Lineage: Eukaryota; Fungi; Ascomycota; Eurotiomycetes; Eurotiales; Aspergillaceae
Gene: ste7
Product: MAP kinase kinase Ste7
Exons: 4
Coding region: 1-1608 (535 amino acids)
Biological process (GO): protein phosphorylation
Molecular function (GO): protein kinase activity; ATP binding
Source: RefSeq, a predicted model, not a curated record